Messenger RNA from Arachis stenosperma, 972 nucleotides. RefSeq lists its product as uncharacterized. The transcript has a single exon. The record is from RefSeq and is a predicted model, not a curated record. Lineage: Eukaryota; Viridiplantae; Streptophyta; Magnoliopsida; Fabales; Fabaceae. The coding region runs from base 1 to 972 and encodes 323 amino acids.
AUGGCUAGUGAGGAGAGUUUCCUAGUUCUGGUACAUUACAGAGGGUCGAUUAAGAGAAAAACUCGGUCCGGCGUGAAGUUCACUGAUAAGGAUCCCCUAUGUAUUAUCGUGACGCCAACAACCACCUACGAUGCUCUUGUUAGCUCUGUGCUGGAGAAGCUUGGUCUUGAAGGAGUUAAAAGGGUCAAGAAAUUUUUCUACCGCAUUCCAACAGCGGUGCUCCAUGACACCAUGAAGUUUGAUUGUUCCACAAUCGGUAGUGACGAGGACUUGCAGGUUAUGUUUCUUUGUCGUAGGCAGUUUCCCGAGGUAAGGACACCAGAGUUGUUGGCAAAGUUGGUUGAUGUGGUAUCUAGCUCGGGUGGUUCGAACCGGAAUGCCAAUACUAUAGCCGCGGUUGCCGGCUCGAGCUCGAGACCUGCUGUUGCUUCAUCCUCUGCUCCUGUGUAUGAGCCACCGAUGCAGCCUGUUGCGUCCCCUUCGUUUGCCGUUGAUCUGAGCGGCAAUGUUGGAGACGAGGUUCGGUAUGGGCAUAUUCCCACCGAGGUACAUUGUCCCACACCGGCUGGUGUUGGUGAUGGUUUGUUUGAUGAUCCAGAUGACGAUGACGUGGAGCCGGAUAUGAUCGCUGAUGAAAGCGGCGAUGAUGUUGGAACUAGUGUUCCGAGAAGGGCUACAGGUGGAUCUAGUUCUGGCACACAGCAGUAUCCACCCCAUUUUCCCUCGUUGGACCUGGAUGCCAUGCGGCAGGACGAAAAUGCUCUGCAGCCCUCAGGAUUUGGCGCUAGAGAUACCGAGGGGUCUGCCGGUAUGAACGAGUUCCAGGUUGGCCAACAAUUUCAGGAUAAAGAUGAGGCGCUGUUGAGUGUGAAGACGUACAAUAUCCGCCGAGGGGUCCAGUACAAGGUCGUUGAGUCUGACUACCGCAGGUAUGUGGGAAAGUGUUUUGAGUUUGGGAAUGGGUGCACAUAG